Messenger RNA from Penicillium angulare, 330 nucleotides. Its product is annotated as DUF3759 domain-containing protein. NCBI's taxonomy places the organism in Eukaryota, Fungi, Ascomycota, Eurotiomycetes, Eurotiales, Aspergillaceae. Bases 1 to 330 code for a protein of 109 amino acids. The record is from RefSeq and is a predicted model, not a curated record. The transcript is spliced from 3 exons.
AUGGGUUGGUUCAGUGACGACUCCGAUCAGGCUCAGGCCUACAACGAGUACAACAGCGCCCCGCCUCAGGAGCAUGAGGCCAGCAAAAUCCACGAGCUGCUUGCCGGUGCUGCCAGCUACGAAGCCGCUAAGGCCUACGAGGACCACGUUGCCGCGAACGGCCAGCCCCCUAGCCACGCCAAGGCCAAGGAGAUCUUCGCUGGUUUCGCCGGUGCUUUCAUUGACCGUGAGGUUGAGACCAAGGGUCUAGACUUCGUUGAUGCCGAGAAGGCCAAGUACCACGCUCGUCAGCACAUUGAAAAUGUCGACGAGAGCCAGUUCGGGUACUAG